This is a messenger RNA of Thecamonas trahens ATCC 50062, 2457 nucleotides long. Its product is annotated as ligatin. Gene Ontology annotation, biological process: formation of translation preinitiation complex; translational initiation. Lineage: Eukaryota; Apusomonadida; Apusomonadidae. The coding region runs from base 23 to 1885 and encodes 620 amino acids. The record is from RefSeq and is a predicted model, not a curated record. Gene Ontology annotation, molecular function: RNA binding; translation initiation factor activity. The transcript has a single exon.
CACCACCCCGCCACUCUUGCCCAUGUUCCGCAAGUCACUGGAGACAUCCGGCCGGGCCCGGGUCAAAGGCGCUGUGGUCAAGAAGGUCCGUGCCGCCCUCCAGGCUGUAGUCCCGGGUCUUCCCGCGGCUGUUGCCGGCCUUGUGUUGCACAAGAAGACGCCCGUGACCGAGGUCAAGAUCCGCGAGCCCAAGGGGGUGGUCAUCUACGAGGCUGUCGUCUCCACCGCAAACAAGUGUGACGAUGAGCAUCCACUGAACAAGGUUCUGGAUGCCUUGCGCGAGUGCCCGGACUCGGACGUGGCGGCCGAGGCUGUCGCUUUCUCGGAAGCCUCCAUUCCGCUCGUCUUUGAUCGCAGCAAUGGGAAGCUGGCCGACGUCGUUCCGAGCGUGUACCUCCUGUGGAUGGCACCGACUGCGAUUCCGGUCAUGCGAACGCAUCGCCCGGUUCUCGACCGCCUGCGAGGUGGUGCCGAUCUGAUGCUUCCGGGCGUCGUCGCCACUCAGGAUGAGAUCCGCUCCUGGCGCGUUGGCGAGCUCGUAGCCGUCACUCUUACUGAAGGCUCGGCCGCCAUCGCUGUCGGUGCCUGCCUCGUCGACGCCGAUCAUGUCCUCCACUACGGUAUGGUCGGUAAGGCCGUCGAGAUCCUGCAUGUAUGGCUGGACGAGCUCUCGCAGCUUUGGCCGCUGGGCGUUUGCUCUCUUCCGCACCUCGCCGGACCUGCCGCUCCUGCUGCUGCCGCCGGGCCCGAGCCUGAGUCUCAGCCCGACCCGGGUGCAGAGUCCGACACGGCUGAUCCAGUCCGUGUUGACGCUCCCGACGAGGCUGGCCCUUCGGCCGCACCCACCUCGCGCGACGAGGCCGACGCCAGUCUACGUCACGCCUUUCUCAACGCGCUCAAGACCCGCGGCGCCGAUCUUCGGGCCGCGCUCCCUCUCGAAACGUCGACCUUCAUGUCGGCAUAUGUCGUCCCAUCGCGUGCUGUUGGCGAGACCGUCUCCAUCAAGGCUUCGUCAUUCAAGAACCUGACCAAGUUCCUCAAGUCGCAAGCGGCCGACGGCCUCAUCUCGAUCAAGGACAAGGCCGGUGUUAUGUUUGUGGUGAGCGUGGCGUCGGCGUCGCACCCGGCCCUCGCAAGCCACGUUGCGUCGCGGACCGUGUAUGAGAACGACGCCGCGGCGGCGGCCAAGGCUGAGCGCCGCGCCGCGGCUCAGGCUGCGCAAGCCCGCGCCUCUGCCCUCCCAUUCUUCCGCGAGCUCGUCGCACCGGCCCGCCGCGCCGAGUCGCUCUUCCUUGCACUUGGCCUAGACCCGAGCAAGGAUGCUCCGAUCCCGCAGGGAAAGCUCACCAAGGCGCUCGCCAACUAUGUCCGCGAGCGCGAGCUGGGCUCGGGUGCCGCUACCGCCCUCGACGCAAACCUUGACUCUGCCCUCACCGCCAAGGCCCGCGCCGCGUUUGUGGGCGACGACGGACGCAUUGCCCGAAAGGAUCUCGUUCGCGCUUUGCUCGCCGCCAACGCUGUCAAAAAGGUGACCGAGUUUAAUCCGCCGUACGGUACCCAGCUCUUGCUUCGCGGCGAGCCGCCCAAGCUUGUGGUUACCGUCGCCAAUCGUGGCGGCAAUCGGCGCAAGGCCACCACAGUUGUCUCCAAUCUCGCGGCGCUGCAGCUCGACGCCGCAUCGCUCGCUGGCGACCUCUCGACAGCUUGCGCCGCCUCAGCCACUGUUCGCGACAACGACCUUGUUGUACAGGGUGACAAGGUCGAUGACGUUAUCGGCUACCUCGCCAGCGAGUGGGGUGUGCCCGGCAAGGCCGUCACGCUGGUCGACAAGCGCAAGGGCAAGGGCGGAGGCGGCGGCCGCGGCCGCGGCAAGAAGCGCAAGUGAGGCCAUGCAAUCGCUUCGCGUGCUCGUUCAUGUCCAAAAGUCGGAAUAAUCGUACUCGUACUCGUAGGUGUACACUGUCUCGGACGCGGACACGUCCUCAACCAGCGCCGCCCGCGGCGCAAGCGGCGAUGCGUCGGCCCGCAGCGGCUCGGUCCGUGACGCCUUGCGCCCGCUCGGCGUGGCAGGCGCCGACGUCUCACUUGGCUUGCGUGGCGCAUCGGCCUCUUUGAUGUUGCUUGCGUCGUACGCCAGCACCGCGCGGAAGCCGUCGGCAUACUUUGACGACUUGCACGCCUUGUCCAGUCCGGCCUUGCUCAGUACAAGCUCGCCGCACGUUGGCAGAUACGAGGUGUAGAACCAGAACUGCAGCGCUUUGGUCUUGCCCCGCACCGCCCGUGUGUGGUGGACCACAACCUUGGCAUCGCCGGUAACCACAAGCUCCCCGCCAGCCACACUCUCCAGCGCCAGCUCCACCGGCACAUCCGCAAGCACCGUCCCGGUCGCCACCACCGGAUCGCCCUUGCUUCUCCCCACAACCUUGCCGUCGACGUAAACCGAGACCGAGGCUCGAA